This is a messenger RNA of Fomitopsis serialis, 1053 nucleotides long. RefSeq lists its product as uncharacterized. NCBI's taxonomy places the organism in Eukaryota, Fungi, Basidiomycota, Agaricomycetes, Polyporales, Fomitopsidaceae. Gene Ontology annotation, biological process: autophagy; endosomal vesicle fusion; vesicle-mediated transport. Bases 1 to 1053 code for a protein of 350 amino acids. The record is from RefSeq and is a predicted model, not a curated record. The transcript has 7 exons. Gene Ontology annotation, cellular component: cytoplasm; fungal-type vacuole membrane.
AUGACUUCCGCACCUCUCAAUCCGUUGGAUGUUCCGCCAUACCAGCUACAACAUCUCCUCGCCGGCGUCGGUGACAACUUUGCACGACCCCCCGGUCAAUCAGCCCAGGUGCGAUGCGCGCAAGCACUAGGCGCUGAGCUGUACGUGGGGUGCUCGAACGGCGAGCUGCUUCGCUUCUCCAUCCAGUCAGACUCGCAUACCCUUUUGUCACGGCAAACCGUGGUUAACGAGCGGCCAAUACAAGAGAUUGUUCUGCUGCCCAGCCUGUCUCGUGCGCUCGUCCUUGCAGACCACCAGGUAUACAUCUACACCCUUCCUUCGCUGGACCAGAUACCGCCGACCGUCAUCAAACCCAUACGUAAUGUUGUCACCAUUGCGGUCGAUGAGCAACAUCUACGGCGUCCACCACCGGUCGAUCCCUCACAUCCAGUGGACCCGGUUGACUUCUGUGUGAUCAAACGGAGUGCCAUUUCUCUGUACAGCCUCUACAAGGAGAGGUUGUUCUUCCAGAAGGAGAUUCCUCUCCCGUCAGGAGGCUUCUUGGCUCGACGCACAGGCAAGGCACUCUGCGUUGCAGACAAGGCAGCAUCGAUGCUGCCACUCAUGCCACUAUCACAAGCGCAGGACGGGCUCACAAUCAAGCCGUGUAUUACCGUCAUCAGCGACAACGAGUUCCUGAUCGCGUCGUGGAUGGGCGCGAGCAGCUUGGGGGUGUUCAUCACGGGCGACGCUGAACCUGUAAGGGGUACAUUAGAGUGGCCCGCUCAUCCGGAGUCUAUAUCGCUCAAUUACCCACACAUCGCCGCCCUUCUUCCGAAUGAGACGAUAGAGAUCCACAGCGUCGAGACGCAGGCGAUCGUGCAGGUCGUGUCGGCACCCGCGGACGGGCAGGUCCCCGAGCGGAAGAAGCUCGUCGCAAGUGCGAAUGGGUUCUUUGUUCCGUCGAGCCAACGCUCGGACAAGUUGCGCAAGACGCCGGUGCGGCUCGUGCGGAGGAGGGGGUCGGAAGGAUCGAGGAAGGAGGAGGCCCUGGGGGAGGUUCCUGCGAUGUAG